Messenger RNA from Ruditapes philippinarum (Manila clam), 5909 nucleotides. RefSeq names its product deleted in lung and esophageal cancer protein 1-like. The transcript has 37 exons. The record is from RefSeq and is a predicted model, not a curated record. Lineage: Eukaryota; Metazoa; Mollusca; Bivalvia; Venerida; Veneridae. The coding region runs from base 87 to 5216 and encodes 1709 amino acids. Gene Ontology annotation, biological process: negative regulation of cell population proliferation.
UAAGAAGAGCUACCUGACGACGAUGUAAACAAUGUUUUUUCUGUAUUUUUGUUGAAAUUACUCGAAAAACAAAAAAAAACAGUAAAAUGCCUGGCGUUCCACAAGCAAGAGGGGAUGAGCCCUCUAUGUACUUGCAGAGACCAUCCACUGGCAAAUCACAAGAUGUUCGCCACAUUCUUGUAAGAACAUUUAGAGAGUUGUUCACAAGAGAUGCUAUUGCUCCAGAUACAGUGAAGAAUCUGUCAGUAUCUAAAGGUGGUGCCGAUCCUUAUCAUGAGAGAUAUGUGGAAGCAUUACAGAAGGUGUUUAAUGAGCGCCAGAGAAGAAUGGAAGAGGCAGCCAUGUUGGAACGACAUAUCAUGCAGGCCCAAGCUCGAGCCAUGUCAGCUGAUGAGCGAGCAUUGAACAAGGUUGCACAGAGCUGCGAUAAUUAUAAGCAUCUUGGUCUUCCUCCAGGUCCGAUUGGAGAAGUUCAGUCUCAUUUUCGUACGUGUUUAGAUACCCAGUUACUUCAGAAACAUCAGUUACUAACACCCUCGGAUUAUGCCACUGAAGAGCCCAACCCAGUCCCACCUCCGGCAGCUGAGAAGGUACCAAGUUAUGCACGAGAUACACUAGCAUCACGCCAGCAUACUAGAGAUGAUUUAUACAUGCCACCAGUAUCACCACCUCUCUCUCCACAGAGAAGUAAAUCUGACAUAGGAAGUCUGGUCUCCGAGGAACCUCUUGACACAGGGAAAAAAGAUCAGGCAUUCCUGUCACAGUUUCCACGUAAUGAUGCCUGGAAACAACAAAUGAAUGAAGAACAACGAGAACAAGAACGAAUUAGCUUACAAAAUCUAAAUGCAAAAACAAACUAUCCCAGAAAUCCAAGAUUUAUUCCACCCUCUGCCCCAACCGGUGGCCGAUCACUUAUCAAGUCCAAAAAGGUCAGAGCCAAAGAAAUUGGAAUUCAGCCACAAAAAGAACAGACAAUAGAACCGAAGGAACCGUCCCAGGUAUUUCUGGUAUCUCCACCAGCUGUUGUGUUUACAGACUACAAGAUUGGUCAAGUUUAUGAGUUGACCUUGACCUUGAAGAAUGUGUCAUCUUGUAUCAGACAGUGCCGGGCUCUACCAGCUACAACAUCAUUUUUCUCUGUUGGACUUGGUCAGUUCCCAGGAGAGCAUGGGCUGGUUGCCCCAGGGAUGAGUUGUCACUAUGCGGUACGGUUCAACCCCGACUCCCAUAGAGACUUUGAUGAUGAGAUUAAGAUUCAAACCCAGUCUAGUGAGCCAAUCAUAGUACCUUUACUUGGUCGGAGACCGCCCCCAAAACUUACAAUUCCCCCAGUGAUAGAUGUUGGAUUUUGUUUGGUCGGUGGAUGUCAUGUUGUCCAGUAUGUAAUCAAGAAUGAAGGUGGCUAUGGCAGAUUCUGUAUCAUGCCUAGUAGUUCCUGGCCUACCACAAACUUCAAGUCAGUGGUACGUAACGGCAGUGUCUCUAUUCCUCCAUUUGAUGUUAGGCCAUCCGUGAUUGACAUUGGACCAGGUCAGACUGGUGUAAUGGAGAUAGUUUUCCAGCCUCCGUCCGUGAAGAGUUACCAGAUUGACAUGUGUAUGGUGUGUGACAACUGUAAUGUCCGACACUUUACUCUUAAAGGUGAAGCACAGAGGGCCAGCGUUGAGCUGGUGUCAGUUGAGCGUGGUUUGUCGGAAGCAGCACCAGGGGAGCUGGUAGAUUCCACAGCUGAACACUUGAUCAAGUUUGACCAGUUGAACCCAUUCACUUACACUGACAGAAUUGCUGUCGUUAAAAAUACAGCAGAUGUAAGCCUUCCAUUCCAAUGGAUGAUUUACAAACCUCAGUUUGAUAGCCCGGGCUCCGAUGCUGCCAGUAAGAAGUAUGAUCGGGUACCAGACGUAGAUUCAGUCUUUAGUGUACAUCCACCAACUGGCGUCUUACCACCAGCAGAAAGCAUGGAAUUUAAGAUAACUUAUGCUCCACCUGUAGUUGACAAGUUUCAUAGUGUACUACAUUUGCUACUGAACAUGGUCCCGUCAUCACUGGAGAUGAGCAGCAAGGGAAGCUCGGCCAAUGAUAAGGAUCGUAAAGAGGAGGGCGAUGAAGAAGAUGUCUCGGAUAUAAUCAUGCCGCAUAAUGACAUGCCACCAUUUGCAGACCUGACAGCCCUUGAAAUAGAGGUCAAAGGUGAAAGUUCUCCACUCAGUGUUGUGUUACACCCUUAUUCCAUGCAUGUACCUGGCAAGAAUUUAGUUGGCACAACUCUGAAGAAAAUGGUCACUAUGGCAAAUCACAGCCACUCGACUAUUACAUUCCAAUGGGAACCAUACACAGAGAAAUACAUUCUUGAAGUUGAGCCUCCAUUUGGAGAACUAGAUCAUGGAAUGGCAAUGGAUAUGGAAUUGUCUAUCACUGGGACAGAACCUGGAAAAAUUGACCACACCCUGUACUGUCAUGUGAUGAAUCUGGAAGAACCUUUGCAUCUUCAAGUACAGGCAGAAUUUAAGGGUCCUGAAGUGUCAAUUGAUGAGCCUGACUUGAACUUUGGUCUUGUACGACUCGGACAAACUGUACAGAGAAAGAUCACUAUAAAUAACAAGGCCUCAAUUAUUACACCUUGGUAUAUACGGGACAGUCCCGCCACCUCGACCCCUGAUGAUGACGAUGUUGAUGAUAGUAUGAGAUUUAGUGAGUUCACAUUUGAGCCUAGUGAGGGUGAAUUAAAGCCGUUGGAGAUUAGAGAAAUCACUGUUACAUUCCAUCCUCUGACAGCUAAAUCUUUUAGACGUGUCAUUGAAGUUAUGGUGGAAGAUGGUCAAGACAGUAAGAUUGCCUGCUAUGCGGAGGUCCAGACUGUACAGGCAUGCCUCAUCCAGUGUGAAGUCACACUACCACGAGUGUAUGUUGGAGUACCAGUGAUGGCAACAGCCAAGCUGUUCAACCAAACUCUACUUCCUACUGUGUUUGAAUGGGGAGAUCCUUGCGGAGAGGAUGCUAAAGACUGCAGUUUAGAAAUGGACCCCAAGAUUGGAGAGCUCAAUGGUAGAGAAGAAAAACCAAUAACUAUCAACUUUCUUGCUUACAGAGAGGGAGACUUCAGUGAUCUAAGGAUACCAUGUAAAGUGGAAGGUGUGGACAAGCCUCUGAUACUAGCGCUAUAUUGUGACUGUAAGGGUCUUUCUGUACACUACCAGGUAUCUGAGGAUGGCAGGGAAAAAUUAAAUCUGGAUGAGUUAAGGCUAGAUUUUGGAAAGGAAGUUGCACUUGGCACGACCCCAAAGAUGUACUUACAUCUCUCCAACAACACGGCCAUCACUACACCAUAUACCUUCACUAUAGAGAGCUUCUUCUCUAAACCACCCACACCACCAGAACAAAAGAGAGGAGAACUCACAAGAACUGUCAGUACACGAAGACUGAUGCUUGGGAAGACACCAAACCUUGCGGACCCAUUCAGCAAGACUGAGACUAAAGCCCAGGCUGAUUUAUGUACAGCUAUGUUGAGUCAAGGUAACGGCACGGCAUUUGUACCGCUUCCAUCAUCAGGUAUUCUGUCAGCAUUUAGUGAAGAGGUGAUUGAGGUGACAGCUUUCAGUGACAUGUGGGGAGAGUACAAUGAUAACAUCAUCUGUAAAGUUGGUGAACUAGAAGAGACAAAGAUCCCAGUAUCUAUGACAGUUGUUGGCUGCCCGUUAAGUUUCCAGAUGACCUCUGGUAUACCAGAGAUGAGACCGAUGGUGAGGUUUGGUACCCAUGUUGCUGGUACCGCUGCUUGCAACCGGACAAUGAGGGUGAAAAACAACAGUCCACAAGAUAUCAGGGUAGAUUGGCAGGUAUAUAAUAUUAUAGAAGAAGAUCCUAAACUGAUGGACAUGGUGGUUUGUUUUGGGAAGCCCUUCCCUUUGAAGGAUGCUGAAGGCAAUGAAAUUGUUCCUCCGGCAGAAGCCCCAAAACCGCAGAAAAUUGUGCCUAUGCCAGUGAUACGUGAACCCACAGACUAUAUUCCAAACUCUGUGGACAGCUCACAGAACACAAGUCGCGAAGUCACACUAGCUGGGUUCAGUAAGACGGAGGAAAGUGUUGAUUCAACACAGGAAAAGGAGAACUCCAGACCGAAAGUUGUCAGUGUAUUUUGUAGACAGCAUGUAGGACAACCGGCUCCUGCACCCUACAGUAUCAAACCAUCUCAAAUGGUAAUACCUGCUAAAGGUCAUGCAAAUGUGGUUGUAACAUUCACCCCUCAUCCAACAGAAGAUGUGAUAGAUGACACUAACUGUAAUGGUUAUAUUCUCGGCUAUACAAGCCUUGAUGACCCGUCUAUACAAUACCGGGAGGGAAAACUGAACAGGGCACAGGCUUACGAGACUUCUCAACUCCGACUGGACAUGACCGCUCAUCUUAAACCAGCAUUACUGACAAUAGAGUGUGCUGAAGAAGAAGGUAUGAGGUACAGGUCAGCCAUGAGCAGUCUACUGAAGAAUGAUAACCAGUUAUUACCAGAAAGUUUGCAGACACAGAGUGUGAUGUUGUCCAAUCUAACACUGACGCCACUCACAUUUAAACUGGCGACAAAACAACCGUUUGUUAUGGUUGAGCUUGACCCAUAUAGCAACAAAGAGGGACUCACAAGAUCACAUUCAACUGAUAUGCACACACUUAAACCAAGGCAUAACUUUAUAGUCAAGGUCGCAUUCCAGACAAGUACCAACCUUCUUACUGAAGAGUAUUUGAAAGAUGUAGAUGAUGAAAGCAGUGGCAAGAAAAUUGAAAUCACCGACAACUUAAUGAUAGAGUUCAACAAUGGAGCUCAUCAGAUGGUUCCACUACAUGCCACACUUACAGUACCUCAGUUUGAGCUGUCUAAGGAGUUCAUUGAUUUUGGAACUUGCCUAGUUGGUCAGACUAGAGAGAUGCAGUUGAUGAUAACCAAUCAGACAUUGUCCCAUACAUUCUGGUCUGUUAAUUCAGGUUCAUAUGGGAAUCAAGCAAAUGAAGUGUUCUGUGUAGAACCAACUUCAGGAUUUUUGGAUGCUCAUAUCACCCAUAUUAGUGAUAGCAAGAGUUUGUUGAAGGUCUUCUUUACUGCCAAGCAUGCGGAAGAUUAUGAAUCUGUGUUUACAUUUUAUGGUGUACUCGGAGAAAGGACAAGACAGCUGACAGUCCAGGCACGAGGUUCCUAUGAUGAGAAACACGAGGCUGUACUUAAUGUUUGAGAUAUACUGUAUAUGAGAUAUCAAACGUUGUCCUAAUAUAAACAUUCUUGUUAUGCUUGUUCCUAAAAACAUUUGUGUUAUGUUUGUUUGCUUGAAAUUGUUUAGUAUUGUUUUCAUGAUUAUAACAAUGAAAUAUAAACAAUGACUCAGAGCAGAAGAAUAUACAUGUAUAUGUAUGUAUGAAAAAGAUUAUUUCAGACUUGUAAAAUAAAUGAUAGAAAAUCACCUACAUGUACAUACAUACAUAUACUAUUUAUUUGUACUAUGUCUAAAUAUACAAGCUUUCAGUAAGUGGGACAUAUAUACUAUCAAAGUAACAGAGGGUGAGAUAACCUUCAAAGUGACCUCUCAACUUUGAAAAACUCAGAUGUAUAGAAAGCAUGAAUUAUUGAAAACUUUUUGUCAUUUCUUAACAUUUUACAUGGAAAGUUUAUUUAUUCUUGAUUGUUUGAAGUAUUAUGAUAAAGGACUGUCUGUGAUAUUUUUGUCUUGAUUGUGAUUUUUUAUUUUUAUUUUGAAUUUCUGGUUUAAAAUUCAUGUAUAUGUAUAAAUGUUUAGAGUAUAUAUUUUUCAUAUAUUCAUAGUUAAUAUAACAAAAAUGUUACCAGUAUAAUAACAGACCUAUUACCGUCUAUUGUCUUAUUUGUUAUUAUCUGACUUGAUUAUUGAAUUAAUAAAUAUUUAUUUGUGAAA